Molecule: messenger RNA, 1600 nt
Organism: Asparagus officinalis (garden asparagus)
Lineage: Eukaryota; Viridiplantae; Streptophyta; Magnoliopsida; Asparagales; Asparagaceae
Product: delta(8)-fatty-acid desaturase 2-like
Exons: 1
Coding region: 41-1396 (451 amino acids)
Biological process (GO): lipid metabolic process
Cellular component (GO): membrane
Molecular function (GO): oxidoreductase activity, acting on paired donors, with oxidation of a pair of donors resulting in the reduction of molecular oxygen to two molecules of water
Source: RefSeq, a predicted model, not a curated record
UCUCUCUCUCUCAGAUCUCAAUCUCGAAAGAAACCCUAAAAUGACAUCGCAUCUCGAAAGAAACCCUAACCCUAAAAUGACAUCGCCCCACUCGGAAUCCAGCACCAAAAGCAACCGCGUCUUCAUCACCUCGUCGGAGCUCAGCCAGCACAACACCGCCUCCGACCUCUGGAUCUGCGUCCAAGGCAAAGUCUACGAUGUCACUCAUUGGCUCAAAUCUCACCCCGGCGGCGAUCUCCCUCUCCUAAACCUCGCCGGCCAGGAUGCCACCGACGCAUUCGUCGCCUACCACCCCGGUUCCGCAGUCUCUGAGGUCUCCACCGAUUACCGCCGCCUGGUCAACGAGUUCGCGAGGCUCGGCCUCUUCGACCGCAAGGGCCACAGCGCCGCCCUCACCCUCGCGUUCAUGGCCCUUCUGUUCGCGACCUCCGUCCGCCUCGUGCUCUGUUAUCAGUCGUGGGCGGUCCACCUUCUCGCCGGUUUCUUGAUGGGGUUUUCGUGGAUUCAGUCUGGUUGGGUCGGCCAUGAUUCCGGCCACUACAACGUGAUGCCGAGCAGGCGGUUCAAUCGUUUGGUUCAGGUUGUUUCAGGCAACUGCAUUGCGGGGAUCAGCAUCGGCUGGUGGAAGAGGAACCACAACGCCCACCACAUAGCUUGCAACAGCCUUGAUUUCGACCCGGACCUGCAGCACAUGCCUUUUUUUGCAGUCUCGUCCAAGUUUUUCAACUCGAUUACCUCUUUCUACUACGACAGGAAGCUGGUGUUUGACCCGUUGUCGAGGUUUUGCAUCAGCUACCAGCACUGGACGUUUUAUCCGGUAAUGUGUGUUGCUAGAGUGAAUCUCUUCGCUCAGUCGUUCCUCCUCCUCCUCUCGAGCAGGGUGGUGUCCGACAGGUGGCAGGAGCUCGUGGGCAUAAGUGUGUUUUGGAUCUGGUACCCUCUGGUUGUCUCUGUCUUACCCAACUGGGGGGAGAGAGUAAUGUUUGUGCUGGCGAGUUUUGCGAUUACGGGGAUCCAGCACGUUCAAUUCUGCCUGAACCAUUUCUCCUGUGACGUUUAUGUUGGGCCCCCGAGGGGGGAUGAUUGGUCCGAGAAGCAGACUGCGGGGACUGUGAACAUUACUUGCCCAUCGUGGAUGGAUUGGUUCCAUGGAGGAUUGCAGUUUCAGGUUGAGCACCAUUUGUUCCCAAGGUUGCCGAGAUGCAAUUUGAGGAGGGUCUCGCCCAUUGUUCAGCAGUAUUGCAAGAAGCACAAUUUGACUUAUAAAAGUGUGGGCUUUCUCGAUGCUAAUAGGAAGACUUUGGAGGUUUUGAGGAAUGCGGCGAUGCAGGCUAGGGAUUUGGCGAAUCCCGUGCCCAAGAACUUGGUUUGGGAAGCUGUCAACACUCAUGGUUGAUUUAGAUUUUGGAUAGAGGUCCCAUCCUUUUCUUUACAUAUAUUUUUUGUUUUCUGAUUUGGACAUUCUUUUGCUAUGUUAGAUUCUUGAUGUGCGAAUGAAAUGCGUAGCUGUUUUAUUAUGUAAGUUGAAUCUGAUAGCAAUGUUCACUGUUUUGCUCAGAUUAUCUGGUAUCUAUCUAUCUACUAUUUGCUUUUGCUUGCA